This is a messenger RNA of Trichophyton verrucosum HKI 0517, 381 nucleotides long. RefSeq lists its product as uncharacterized. NCBI's taxonomy places the organism in Eukaryota, Fungi, Ascomycota, Eurotiomycetes, Onygenales, Arthrodermataceae. The record is from RefSeq and is a predicted model, not a curated record. The transcript has a single exon. The annotation marks the transcript as partial.
UACCCAUUUGGUCCCCUUGUUGGUAGCGCCGAUCGUGGAGCCUUGCAGAGGAUAAAUAGUACAUACCGCGAACUUGGGGAAAUUGGUGGGUAUCACAGAUAUAAAGCUCGUCUGCCUCCGCUCUCUAGAGGCACCGUUGUUUCUUUGACGAAGGCAAAAAAUUUCCAACCGACCAAUAUAUAUAUCUCCUCAGAAAAAAAAAGAGAGAUUCUAAACGCAGCCUCCCCCGUCAAACAACACAAGAAAAAGAACAGCAGUCCAUCCAAAAAAUAUUUCUUCCUCACGGCUGCCAUAACACCAAUUGAAAGCUUUCCUUGUCACAUUGCGCCGACCGUCUCCUUUCCCCUCCUGAAUCUUAAAGAGGACGACUUCGGUAUAUAA